This is a messenger RNA of Anopheles nili, 1503 nucleotides long. RefSeq names its product stabilizer of axonemal microtubules 1. The record is from RefSeq and is a predicted model, not a curated record. Gene Ontology annotation, cellular component: ciliary basal body; cytoskeleton; sperm flagellum. Gene Ontology annotation, molecular function: microtubule binding. Gene Ontology annotation, biological process: microtubule anchoring. Lineage: Eukaryota; Metazoa; Arthropoda; Insecta; Diptera; Culicidae. The coding region runs from base 1 to 1503 and encodes 500 amino acids. The transcript has 6 exons.
AUGAAGCAGUGUUGCAACUGUGCUUGUGGCAGACCGGGCUGUGUACCCAUGAAACGUGUGCGAUAUGUCCAGCCUCCAAAGCGUGAAUCAUGCAAGCCGGUUGUUACGUACAAGGCACCGGAGGUAGAAUUUGGAGGAGAUUCGGUGUACAAAACAUCUUUUAACACAGAUCCACAGCUGAUCGUGAACGCACGGCCACUGCCAAUUAAACCCCAGAGCCACUUGGUGCCGCAUCCUGGAAGUCUUGAAAAAACAACCGUUACCGCUCUGUCCUAUCCUGGCUACAACAAUUUUGAUCGAGCUCAGCCAAUUGUUCCUACUGGUAAUCAGUUGAUUCAACCAGGACCACUGCAGGAAGUGACUACCAGUCGACAUGACUAUGUGGCAAAGACGACACCAAAGCGUUACAAAAUUGUUCCCGCUGGCCACAUGCACGUGCAUAGCGCGCCGUUCGAGAAGCAAACCGUUAACAAGCUCUCCUACAGUUGCCCCAACAUGGCCAGUUUCGAACCGGCUCGUUCUUGUAAACCGUUUAGAGAAUACGAACGACCUGAGAUUCCUAUGCAGUCGGAGACGACAACGAAGCUUAGCUAUGGACCGGUCUGUCCACCUCCGAAAGAGGACAUUCCGUGGGCCAGGCGGGCCUGCUAUCAACCGCCGAACGUGGCCAUGGACAACGAAACGACAUACAAGAAGAGCUACAUGCCAGGCUGUGCAAGCGAACGGGCCAAGAUGGUGCUGCCGUAUAACAAUCUCGCCGUAUCUGCCGGUUCGGGUUUCGAAUCGAAGACAGUCUACAAAGAGAGCUACCAUAGUGCAACCUGUGGGGAGCGGCCGCCGCCGAUACGACCGGUUGCGCAUCUGCGUGUGGCCAACCAGAAGCUGGAGGACGACACGGUUUACAAGACAUCCUUCGCCACACAUUGCCACGCGGAACGACCAGCACCGAUUCUUCCUCGUCCGGCGCCAUUGAUUGGCGAUGGUCCGAUGCAGGAAGUAACUACUCAACGUCACGACUUUGUGUGCAAAGGCCAGGCAAAGCGGGACCCUAUCGUGCCACAGGGAUCACUUGUGAUGCCAACGGGACGAGUCGAGAGUGCAACGGUUAACCGGUUAUCGUACCCAGCGAACAAGGAAAACAUAAUUCCGACGAAAUCAUGUAAACCCAUCCUGGUCUACAAACGACCGGAAGAGCCUAUGGAAAGCGACACAACGCAAAAGCUCAGUUAUAUGCCCGUUUGCCCGCCUCCAAAAGAGCAUUAUCCUUGGGCUCAGCGAGCACGUUAUCAGCCACCAAACCUGCCAAUGGAUUCGGACACGGUGCAGAAACUUAGCUACGCCCCACCUGGCCAGUACAUCGAAGAACCGUGCUCAAGUGAGAUGGCAUGUUGUCAAUCAUGCAAUCCAGCAGCGAUAAAUUGCUGCGCGAACGUAGAAACGACAAGCCAGGGUAUAAGCUACCCUCGGGCUGCUAUUGAGCGUUGCGUUGAGGGACACCGUUGA